AUGGACGAUGACGAGAGACCCGCGGAGUUCGCGGUCCACGACCUAUCCCCUCGCACGCGAUCAGGCAGCGCAAGCAGCCACAAACGAAGCCUUUCCGGUUCCCUCCUCUCGAAACUUUCCUUUCUCCGCAUGAGCCAGGGAGGACACAUCUCCCCGGACCAACAUCACCUAGAGAUGGACCACGAUGACAACAGCGAGGACUUCCGGUCCCGCAUACCGCAGAGCAUAAGCAAAGGAGGAACAGCUAGUAGCCGGGCAAUGUCCGCCGCUCUCGCACAAAAUCGAACGCGCCGGCGCCGUGGAUCCCUUCGCAAGACCGCACUGCUAGGAACUAGGCUCGAAUCGCGCGACAAAAGAGCCACCGCCAAAGCCGCCGAAGCUCUUGAAGCCCUCCGCGCAGAACCCAGCCGAAUUCCCGCCGAUCUACAAGAGCCUAUAAUAUCACAAACCCAAAUUUCUCCUAGUAAUGGACUUCCACCACACCCACCGCGCAAGAGUGAGGUCUUCGACGACGAUGGCGAUGUCGCCCAACAGCCGACCUGGUUCCACACAGCAACUAUCCAGAAACCCGUCCGACCACCAAUAACUCGCCGGCGCCAGGGUUUCACACAGCACAAUCACCAUGGUCAACACUUAGCCAUCGAUAACGAAGAUCUCGUCUCCUUCCCUCGUCUCCACGCGAGCUCACACUCCACAGCAGCCGGCCCAGGCACCAGCCCCAAAAUGAGCACCUCAGCUGGCUUGCAUAUCUCUCGGCCAUCCUCCACCUCGGGCUCUUUCUACUCGCUCCAACCACAGCCCGAACCGGCAUACAUGCCCGUGCACCGACACAAAUCCUCGCCCCUGGUUACACACCCGGUCGAGAUGAAGAGUAGUCCGGACGUAGAUGUGGACUACUCCGAGACCGAGUGGUGGGGCUGGAUUAUACUGAUUGUAACGUGGCUUGUGUUUGUUGUGGGAAUCGGAAGCUGCUUUGGGGUCUGGAGCUGGGCUUGGGACGUUGGAGAGACGCCGUAUGCACCGCCUGAGUUGGAAGAUGACCCUACUUUGCCCAUUGUUGGGUAUUACCCUGCACUUAUCAUUCUCACAGCCGUUAUGUCUUGGGUGUGGGUUGUUGUUGCCUGGGUUGGUAUGAAGUACUUCAAACAUGCCAACAUAUCCGGGGACGAUAUUUGA
Messenger RNA from Penicillium paradoxum, 1176 nucleotides. RefSeq names its product PIG-Y family protein. The transcript has a single exon. The record is from RefSeq and is a predicted model, not a curated record. Bases 1 to 1176 code for a protein of 391 amino acids. Lineage: Eukaryota; Fungi; Ascomycota; Eurotiomycetes; Eurotiales; Aspergillaceae.